Messenger RNA from Mya arenaria, 2281 nucleotides. RefSeq lists its product as uncharacterized. The transcript is spliced from 11 exons. The record is from RefSeq and is a predicted model, not a curated record. The coding region runs from base 65 to 1873 and encodes 602 amino acids. Lineage: Eukaryota; Metazoa; Mollusca; Bivalvia; Myida; Myidae.
AACAAAUUCAACCAAAGUGCAGCAGUCAUAUUCAUCGGGAUAAAUAAUAUUUGUUGCACCAGCAAUGCUACCACCUUGGAUAAUAAGGGGUGUUCAAUUUGCCGUGCUCUUUACUGCUCUGUUCCGGUAUAUCUGCGAAGCCAGGAACCAGUACGGAACAUUAUCAGUGGUAGGGCCAGCGUUUGUGAACAGGGAGGUUACACUGAAAGCGACACCGUUCUACCCUUGGGGGUGUGACUUAGAAUGGAAAUACAGAAAGGAAGGCGGCACACAAUUUCAAACAAUGACUGGGCCAAAUAUUACAAGAUAUUCGGAGGAUGGGUGCUUCUUUUUGAAAUGGGUUGCUUCAAUUGCAGACAACAGAUCUGACUUUUACGCCGGAUGUUCAGCAAACACAACAAUAAGCUCAAGCUUAUUAGCUUUAAAUGUGAAAGAUAUUGUUGGACUAUGUGGAGCUCUUGUGAUUCUUAGCCCGGUUUAUCGCGGCGCGAACGUCAAACUUGGAUAUUUUCCGUCUGACCAUUCUAUACAGCACAAAAUAUAUUCAAAACGAACAUGGAGGAAAAACAUGAAGGAUAUAAUGCUACGAGAAGGUUCUUGCGAAGAGAAAAUGCAUUCUGAAUACUUUUACGUAUUGGCUAUAUCUAACUUUAAAGAAAGAAACGAAGGAACGUAUAUUUUAUAUUGUUAUUCAGGUACCCACACGGAUUCUGUGAAACUUUAUAUCCCAGAGCCACCGAGUUACCCAAUCAUCGGUCCAAAGUCCGCCGACUUUAAUACAACAGAAUGCAUAUAUGUUUAUGAAGAUUCCUACAUAUACUGCCAGACUGAAAAUGGAACAGAACCUGUACAAACAGUACUUUUACUGGGACAGGAAACAUUUGUUCUUGCUGAAAGCGAAUGGAAGAAAGGGUUUUACGUAUUCAGUAACAUUUACCAACAAAUGGAUGGACUGUCGAGACGGAAUGUGACGUGUCAGGUUUCUAAUGCAGUCAUUGAAACACCUCACGAAGUACACAACAUUCUAUGUAACGUAGAGAAAGGUAGCCCACCCGUUCUAACAGUUCCUGAAUUUCUUGACGGUGAAAGCUCGACAAUAACCUGUACAGUGCACAAUGCUAUCCCAGCUCCGGUAAUAGAUAUACGUCUUGGCAAUGAUUUGCUUUAUGAUGUUCAACAAACUGAUAUAUUUAAUGGAUUUUCUCAUACUUAUACAAGCACAGCUAAGGUGACAACGACUAACAAACUGUGGAAUGGAAAAGAAAUGUGUUGCACCAGAAACAAUAUUGACGACUUUGGAAUAGCGAAUCAUUCCAUAUGCAAAAUCAUCAGUAUCAAAGGGGAUCCGACUCUGUAUUUAAACACGACGUCACCAGUCGAUUUACCUCCAAAUACAACAGUGGUCGUAAAAGGUAGUCGAUCCCAUGAAAUGGAAAUUCAGACAUUCCGAUUCCCAGUCAACAUUGUACUUAUUGUAUCAGCCGUUUUCUGUGGACUCUGCAUCUUGUGUGUUAUCGGAAGAUGGAUAUGUCUUAAACGACGAAAGGACAACGCAGUCAACACAAUAGAUAUUAUUGGAAUUCACUUCGACACGGCGUCGGACAGUGGUGUACUACACAUAGAAACGGAAGGAGUCCUGUACGCUGUCGUGCAGAGGCAGGCGGCAACACAGAGGACUGACACGCAGCAACCACGUGAUGACAACGGCCUAGCGUACGCACAGUUGGACAUCACGUUCCUACAGGAAGCUAAUGCCAGAGUCCCGGCAAGGAGAACAAAUCCGCCGACGGAGUAUGCUGACAUUGAGUUCCCCUCAACACAGGAACCUGCGUUAGAAGAGCCUGUGUCCCACAAUGCAUCAACGUUGUGCUAGAUCAAAGACCAGACGUUAAAACACAAACAAUCUGCCCCAUUGCAUUGUUUCUAUAUCGUAUUCCUUAUGAUUGUGUUUGAUAUGAUUACUUUAUCUUUUGUGUUCUAUAUUGAGAUACAUAUUGUUACAACCAAAGACAACAUCAUCAAAACCACUAAUAGCACUAUUUAAUUGAAGUAUUCCCUGAAUAUAAUUAGUGAAUGGUGCAAACCUUUCACUUUAUUAUAAAUAUUUAUAUCAUUAAAUUAUUUCAAUAGCCUACGCCUUUGACCCUUGUGCUGUGCUUGGUUUUUUUAUUUAUUGAUUUUUUGUAACUAAACACGGUGUGCUAAAGGUACCCGGUUUGUCUCUAUAAAUGUAAACUUUGUAAGAGAAGUAAGCGGCAUGGCGGCCUAGCGGAUUAUUUCU